AAAAAUUAAAAUGCCUUGUAUAAAGGGACGGGGGAGUAUCAGCGUAUCUCCUCUCCACCCUCGCAGUCCAAACCGAGCAAGAUCUCCCCUGUUUCUCUCUCUCUCUCAACUGUGAACUCUGAACUCAAUCCAGGAGAUCUCUCCAUCAUGUGUUAAUCUGCAUCUUUGUCUCCAUCCAUCUCUGCCGCACUCAAUCACACUGCAACUGCAACUGCAUCAAGAAUCCAUCCAUCCUUUCUCCCUGCCAAUAAUUUCUCAAGAAAAAAAAGAAGAAAAAAACUGUCGUCUCUCUCCGUUGAUAGCGACCUUGCCUUGCGUUGUCUCCGGCUUCUUCGCCUAUAAAUCAUCGUCUUCCUCCUCCUCUUCGCUUCCAAAAUCCUCGAGAUUUUCUUGUUGCAUUGCAUUGUGGAGGGGAGAGGAGGAGGAGAGAUGAGGGAGUACUGGACGUCGCUGGCGUCGCUGAUGGGCGCGGUGGCGUUCUUGCAGGGGGUGGUGCACGCGGUGUUCCCGGCGGAGCUCCGGGCGGCGGUGGCGCGGCUGCUGGGGCGGGCGACGCGCGCCUUCUCGCCCUACUGCUACUUCGACGUGACGGAGACGGAGGGGAUGGGCACCAACGAGAUCUACGACGCCGUGCAGCUCUACCUCAGCAGCUCGGCGGCGCCCGCCGCGGGGGCCAGGCUCACCCUGUCGCGCCCCCACAACGCGUCGUCCUUCACCUUCGGCCUCGCCGCCAGCGACCGGGUGCUCGACGCCUUCCGCGGCGCCGCCGUCACGUGGGAGCACGUCGUCGCGCCGCGCCAGGCGCAGGGCUUCUCGUGGCGCCCGCUCCCCGAGGAGAAGCGCCGGUUCACGCUCCGGAUCCGCCGCGGCGACCGGGGCGUUCUGCUCCCGGCGUACCUCGACCACAUCCUCGCCGCCGCCGCGGACAUCCGGCGCCGCAGCCAGGACCGGCUGCUCUACACCAACGCGCGCGGCGGCGCCAUGGACGCGCGCGGCCUGCCGUGGGACCCCGUCCCGUUCAAGCACCCCAGCACGUUCGACACGCUCGCCAUGGACCCGGAGCGCAAGGCCGCCAUCAUGGCCGACCUCCGCGACUUCGCCGACGGGAGCGCGUUCUACGAGCGCACGGGCCGCGCGUGGAAGCGCGGCUACCUCCUGUACGGCCCGCCCGGGACGGGCAAGUCGAGCAUGAUCGCCGCCAUGGCGAACCACCUCGGCUACGACGUGUACGACCUCGAGCUCACCGAGGUCGGCAGCAACGCCGAGCUCCGGAAGCUGCUGAUGAAGACGACCUCCAAGUCCAUCAUCGUGAUCGAGGACAUCGACUGCUCCGUCGACCUCACCAACCGCGCCACCGCCGCGGCCGCGGCGCAGCCGCCGAAGCCGCGGGCGAGCAUCGACGGCGGCGCGAUCGACCAGGACGCGGCGGCGGCGCCGGCCGGCGCGGCGGCGCGGUCGAUCACGCUCUCCGGCCUGCUCAACUUCACCGACGGCCUCUGGUCGUGCUGCGGCUCGGAGCGCAUCUUCGUCUUCACCACCAACCACAUCGAGAAGCUCGACCCGGCGCUGCUCCGCUCCGGCCGCAUGGACAUGCACAUCUUCAUGAGCUACUGCACGUUCCCGGCGCUCAAGAUCCUCCUCCGGAACUACCUCGACGACGACUCCUCCGCCUCCUCCUCCUCCGCUGCAGCCGCCGCCACCAUGGCCGGGCUGGAGACGUGGAUCGACGCGGCGGAGAUCACGCCGGCGGACGUGAGCGAGGUGCUGAUCAAGAACCGCAGGAACGGGCGCGAGCAAGCCAUGGAACAGCUCCUCGAGGUGCUCAAGGCGCGCGCCGAGAAGCGCCCGCCGUCGGCGGCGGCCGGGAACGCGACCGGCGGCGGCGACAACGAGGAGGAGGAGGAGGAGGAGGAGAAGAGGGCAUUGGAGAGCCCCAAGGAAGGCGGCGGCGAGGACGGACAGGACGAGGAGACGGAGGCCAAGAAACAGCUGAGUGAGUGAGUGAGUGAUAGUGAGAGUGAGAGUGAAAGGAGGGAAAAGGGAAAGGUUCAAAAUUUCCCUGUUUGGUGACAUCUCCAUGGCACUUUUCACGGCGGGGAUGAUGCAGUGCAAGAAAGGAGCUUUCUUGAACCAAAAAAAAAAAGAAAACUUUUCUUUGUCUUCAUUUUUAUGUCCUUAAUUACCCUCUUGAUGCCUGUAUUACUACUAGUUACUAGUGCUAGCUUAGUAGGUGCCUCCUCUUGAGUUAGUAGUUUUCUCCGGCAAUAAGGAUUUAGCUUGUGAAAUCAUAUGAGGUAGUAGUAGUAGCAUUGUAGGAGUUUUAUACUUCGUCUGGUAAUCUGAAGCUCUGAGCAUGUGCUUCCUUGAUCUGAUCCUCUGUUUGUAGUGUCCUAGUGAGAAUGUGCUGAUUCUCUUGGUGGUUGAGUAGCAGUUUGAAAGUGGAGUAUACCACAUCUUCUCAUA
This is a messenger RNA of Oryza sativa Japonica Group (Japanese rice), 2463 nucleotides long. Its product is annotated as AAA-ATPase At5g57480. Gene Ontology annotation, molecular function: ATP binding; ATP hydrolysis activity. NCBI's taxonomy places the organism in Eukaryota, Viridiplantae, Streptophyta, Magnoliopsida, Poales, Poaceae. The record is from RefSeq and is a predicted model, not a curated record.